GAUCGGUUAGAGUGAAGAAAGAAGAUAAGUAUUAUAUAGACGAAGGUUAUCUAUCCAUUAAAUCCAAAGAUUAAGAAUAUACAAAGUGAGAAAAAUAGGUACAAUGAUUAAAUCAAAUAAUAGUGUUUUAUUCGUGUACGUGUUUAUGUUCACGAUUCUCAUUGGUAUCGCUAAUGGCAUUGGUAAAUAUCGUGGCCUUGAAUUUUUGGAACCUUGUUCUAAAACCGAUCCUAAUUUGGAAGGUUGUCUUGCCAAAACUGCUAAUGUUUUAGUUGAACAUUUUCGACAGGGUCUGCCACAGUUAGGAUAUUCCGAAGUUGAACCAAUAAUUUUAGACGAACUUCACAUAGCUCUUGGAGGUGGUCCUGAUGGAUACAAAGCACAAUUUAUGGACAUAAAUGCCAAAGGAGUUUCAUCACUCAAAGUGACUGGUCUUAGAGCAAGAUUGUCUGACGAUGAAGUUCAAUUGCAACUGGUCCUUAGUAUUCCUAGAAUUAGGGCUGCUGCUAAGUAUAGGUCAAGCGGUACAUUGAUUCUGGUUCAGGCCAGCGGAGCUGGAGAUUAUUGGGGAGACUAUGAGGGAGUCAAAGCUAAAGUAUUUAUCAGAGCAAAACCGUUCAUUGUACAAGAUCGUCGCUUUUUGAGGUUGCAACAAUUAAAAAUGGAUUUCAGUGUCCAAGAUAUUAAAAUGGGUGUUGAAAACGUACACGAUGGCAAUACUAUACUUCAAGCCGCGUUGAACUUGUUUAUUAAUAGUAACAGUCAAGAAUUACUUAAAGAAAUGAAACCAGAUUUGAGAAGAAAGUUGGUCCAAGUUAUGUCGGGUUUCGUUGAGAAACUUUUCGCUCAAGUACCGUACGAUGCCUGGAUUACCGAAUAAGUAGGACAGAUGAUAUUCUUGAUCGUAUUUACGUUUUCGAUCAUCGAAUAUAGAUUGAACUUCUCGUGUAGGUAUACUUAAAAAGAGAAGCAAGCGUAUGUGUAUGUAAAUUUUUUAAGUUUUUGCAAACGUCUUAGUAAAUGCCUACAUAAAUAUGAUUUGUCUCUAAGAAGAGAAGGAAAGAUCUUAUUGGUUGAUCAAUUAUUAUUAUUAUUAUUAUUAUUAUUAUAAUUAUUAUUAUUAUUAUUAUU
Vespula pensylvanica (western yellowjacket) is the source of this 1131-nucleotide messenger RNA. RefSeq names its product protein takeout (gene Jhbp2). The coding region runs from base 104 to 880 and encodes 258 amino acids. The record is from RefSeq and is a predicted model, not a curated record. The transcript is spliced from 4 exons. NCBI's taxonomy places the organism in Eukaryota, Metazoa, Arthropoda, Insecta, Hymenoptera, Vespidae.